AUGAGGAUGGAGAUGAGGAACAGGGGUGAGGAUGAGAAUGGGGAUGGGGAUGAGAAUGGGGAUGGAAUGAGGAGUGAGGAUGAUGUUGGGGCUCGGGAUGAAGAUAAGGAUGGCACUGCCUACACUGCUGAAACCACCGACUACGACGUGCGGGUGCUCCUGAGGUUCCCUCAGCGCGUGAAGAACCAGGGCACAGCUGACUUCCUGCCCAGCCGGCCCCGGCACAGCUGGGAAUGGCACAGCUGCCACCAGCACUACCACAGCAUGGAUGAGUUCAGCCACUACGACCUGCUGGAUGCCACCACGGGGAGGAAGGUGGCUGAGGGCCACAAGGCCAGCUUCUGCCUGGAGGACACUACCUGUGACUUUGGCAACCUGAAGCGUUAUGCCUGCACAGCCCACACCCAGGGCUUGAGCCCGGGCUGCUACGACACCUACAACGCCGACAUCGACUGCCAGUGGAUCGAUAUAACUGAUGUGCAGCCAGGGAAUUAUGUUCUAAAGGUUCAGGUGAACCCCAAAUACAUCGUCCUGGAGUCAGACUUCACCAACAACGUGGUGAGGUGCAACAUUCAUUACACUGGGCGCUACGUCUCCACAACAAACUGCAGGAUUUCCCAGUAA
This is a messenger RNA of Nestor notabilis (Kea), 624 nucleotides long. Its product is annotated as lysyl oxidase homolog 1-like. Bases 1 to 624 code for a protein of 207 amino acids. Gene Ontology annotation, molecular function: copper ion binding; protein-lysine 6-oxidase activity. The transcript has 5 exons. The record is from RefSeq and is a predicted model, not a curated record. Gene Ontology annotation, biological process: peptidyl-lysine oxidation. Lineage: Eukaryota; Metazoa; Chordata; Aves; Psittaciformes; Psittacidae.